Messenger RNA from Glycine soja, 2580 nucleotides. RefSeq names its product interactor of constitutive active ROPs 2, chloroplastic-like. NCBI's taxonomy places the organism in Eukaryota, Viridiplantae, Streptophyta, Magnoliopsida, Fabales, Fabaceae. The record is from RefSeq and is a predicted model, not a curated record. Bases 497 to 2368 code for a protein of 623 amino acids. The transcript is spliced from 7 exons.
GAGCGUUGUCAUUAAUGAUGUCUUGGCUUCAAACGUAUUUUUGGUGUUGGCUCCUACUUUCGCCUCUGACACAGAAAAUACAAUGACACAAACUCGGGAACUGAGCAACAGCACAUAAACCAAACUCAUCUCACUCACUCACCUUCCUUCUAUAUUCUAAUUUCUAAUGCCUUCUCUUCCCUCCAACACUAGGUAGGGUUUACCUCUCUUCACACUUCACACAUUGCCAUUUGAACAUUAUUUGGUUGUUGUUAAAAGAUUGUUGGUUGCAACACAACAUGUAGCUUGUUUUUACUGAGGAUGCAUGUCAUGUAGAUCUGGGUUUCUGUGGGUCAAAGAUUCGUGUGCUGUCAUUGGACUCUUCAACUUUGUGUCUUGUUCCAAACUGGAGUUUCACUCAACUAAAAAGAAGAAAAGGGGAAUUAGUGGGUCAGGGAGUUUAAAGAAGUGAUCUUUUCGUUUUCCUUUGUAUCCCAAGGCUUUGGGAGAUUAAAAUAUGCAGACACCAAAAGCAAGAGUCGGUAUGUCAGAAGUGCCCCAAAAGAAAUCUCCUGCAACCCCUCGAACUGCCCAUCAGUUGAAGACACCAAACUCUGAUGCAGACUCUGUCUCCUCUCCAAAUGCUGCAAAAAAGACUUCAAAAGAUAGAAGUCCAAAGAUCAUUGAACGCAGGUCACCUCAUAGUCCAAUAUCUGAGAAAAAACGACCUAGUAAGGUCCAGGAAUUGGAAUCUCAGAUUGCUCGGCUUCAAGAAGAUCUGAAGAAUGCUAAGGAUCAACUUAACUCAUCUGAGUCAUGGAAGAGAAAAGCUCAACAGGAGGCUGAAGAGGCAAAGAAGCAACUUGUAGACAUGAUGAAAGAGCUUGAGGAAUCCCAUCAACAGCUUUUGGACUUUUCGGCUUCUGAAGAAGUGAGGCUUCAAGAGCUCCGCAAAAUUUCUCAGGAUCGAGAUCGAGAAUGGCAAUCUGAAAUACAGGCUGUCCAAAAGCAACAGGCAAUGGAUUCGGCUGCCUUGGCAUCUGCCAUGAAUGAAAUACAGAAAUUGAAAAUUCAACUUGAAAGAGUAUGUGAGUCUGAAGCUACUCAGAUCAACAGUGCAGAAUCAGCUCAUGCUGAGAUUCAGGAAUUGAAGAUGGAGCUUGAUAAAACUCUCUUUUUGGUAGAAAAGCUAAAAAGUGAGCUAAGUGAUUACAAAGAAUCCGAAUCCAGGGUCAUGGAAGUAGUUGGUAAAAUGCAAAUGCAAUUGGAAACAGCAAAUCAGACUGUGGAAACACUUAGGUCAGAUGGCAUGAAAGCAGCAGAAGCUUACAAAUCUUUGGCUUUAGAGUUGGAGCAAUCAAGAACUCAAGCAAAAUCAUUGGAAGCACUUGUGAGUAAACUUCAGGCUGAUUUGCUUAGCAGUGCAAACAAAAGUAUAUCAGGUUCAACUCCAACCAAUGAAAAUGGACCUUCUCAGGAAAAUGGAGAAAAUGAGGAAAUAAACCAGCUCAAAGCUGAGCUUAUCUCUGCAAAAGUUGAAGUGGGGAAGUUGAAGUCUGCAUUGGAUAUUUCUGAGGUAAGAUACCAGGAAGAGUAUAUCCAGAGCACAUUGCAGAUUCGAUGUGCUUUUGAACAACUGGAACUCACAAAAUCAGAAUCUAGUCAGAGAGAGGUUGAAUUAUAUGAGGAAUUGAGGAGAGCUAAAGCUAAUACUGAAGAGCUAAGGGCAAGCCUGAUGGACAAGGAAUCUCAGUUUUUUAGUGUGUCGGAGGAGAAUAAGGAGCUCAAUUCCAAGAUCAAGGAAAACCAAUCUACUAAAAGGCAAUCUGAACUUGUGAUAGAGCUAAAAAAAUUGGUUGCUGAUGUUGAAGAGUUGAAGGAAAAGUUGUUAGAUAGAGAGACAGAACUGCAAAAUAUAGCGGUGGAAAACAGUAUGCUCAAGAUGGAAUUAAAAGAGUUCAAGACGAAUAAAAUCACCAAUGAGGCCCUUGCUUCAGCUGAAGCAGCAAGGGCAGCAGAGCAAGAGGCUUUGACAAAACUUGGCCACAUAACAGAAGAGGCUGAUAAAAGCAACAAAAGAGUGGCUCGGGUGACCGAGCAGUUAGAUGCUGCUCAGGCUGCAAAUUCAGAGUUGGAAGCCGAACUAAGGAGACUGAAAGUUCAGUCAGAUCAGUGGAGAAAGGCAGCCGAAGCAGCCGCCUCUAUGAUUUCUGCUGGAAACAACGGGAAAUUUGUGGACCGAAACUGCUCACGUGAAAACAGCUUCAAUUCUGUUACUGGCAAGAUGAAUUCACCUUAUUUAUUAGACACAGAUGACGAGUCACCUAAGAAGAAAAAUACAAACAUGUUGAAGAAGAUUGGAGUUUUGUGGAGGAGGAACCAUCAUUAAGUAGAUGCGGCCCAGGUAUUUUGUGGUAUCAAGUUUCAUGAGUAGUGACCAUUUAAGCAGCUCCUCAGGGAAAUUGUGAUAAACUCGUGACUGAUAUUGUGUAGUAGUUAGAUAUGUCGAACCUGCAGUAAUGAAGCGGCUUCUUAAUGACGCAGAGUUAAUGUAGACCACUAUAUUUGUUUCUACGAAUCAUGUAUGUUUUCUUGCCACCA